CUUUCGAGAAUGAACCACUAAUUCCCCUACAAAUGGACACGUAUAUAUUAGAUGCACCAAUCUAUGAUGAUAAUCUGGUAAUUCAUUUUCGAAGAAUAUGUUGGACUUCACCAUUGGAAUUACACAAAAUUCCUCGUGCUUAUUUGGACUUUCUAUUUGAUCAA
Trichobilharzia szidati is the source of this 164-nucleotide messenger RNA. The record is from the annotation of a GenBank genome assembly. NCBI's taxonomy places the organism in Eukaryota, Metazoa, Platyhelminthes, Trematoda, Strigeidida, Schistosomatidae.